Molecule: messenger RNA, 3854 nt
Organism: Pseudomyrmex gracilis
Lineage: Eukaryota; Metazoa; Arthropoda; Insecta; Hymenoptera; Formicidae
Gene: pdm3
Product: POU domain, class 6, transcription factor 1
Exons: 13
Coding region: 1632-3668 (678 amino acids)
Biological process (GO): regulation of transcription by RNA polymerase II
Molecular function (GO): RNA polymerase II cis-regulatory region sequence-specific DNA binding; DNA-binding transcription factor activity, RNA polymerase II-specific
Source: RefSeq, a predicted model, not a curated record
CGUCAGGGUUUAGGUCCGAGUUUUCGCGUCGAGCUCCGACCGCGCAACGUGCACGACCACGCUGCUACGGAUACAAGGAUAGGCACGAGGAAAAGGAAUAGAUCGCUUGCUUUUUCUUCGAGACGCCGGAUCAGUGCGAAAACUGGAUCGUCGCUCGCAGUGCCGAUCACGGAACGAGAAGAAAUUCUGUUGCGGAAGUUGGAAGAUUCUAAUCGUUGGGAAACAGGAGCCAGGAUCUGGGACGAUUGCUCGCAACGAUCGCUCGCGACGUGUUCUCGGUGAAUAGGCAGUGUUUGUGGACUAAGGAGUGACCGAGUAAGUUUAAACGUGCAGCUGCGUGCGCCGCCGAUUUGUCCGGCCUAUCAGCACGUGGCCGCAGGGGUGGGACUUCUUUCGGUGCGCCUCGCGGACUGGUAAGCGCAAGUGAACUCUGUGACAUUUGUCCAGUGAAACGUGCGAUUGAAGAAACAUCAAUUCGAGGAGUUGACUUUCUUGUUAGCUAUUUCAAAUUACGGUGAUUGGUUCCGAUUUACACUUUGUCAAGUGUAAAUCACGCGUAAGUGUGUGAGAACGUUCAGUCGCGGGAAGUGCGCAAGAACACAGAUGAAAAAGAAUUAACAUAUAAAAAAAAGAGACUCGAAAAGUUUUGACGUGAGAUUACAGAUCGAUCUGCCGAUCGAUCGCCGAGAAAAGAACGCACAAUCUUCCUCCAGCAACGCAUGUGUGUCAUCACUGUGCAACAGAAAACGAUGAGACAAGGACUCCGGUUCUAAUAAGCUUCUAAUUAUCGCGACGAGUGCGCUGAUAAUUACGACACGCGCGUGAUCAUCGCGUGGACACGUCAGUGUUUUUCAACGCGAAAUUAUACGUUACGAAGCGCAAGAGCUCUCGCGGCAGGCACAAAUAAAAUAAUUAAAACUUCAUUACACGUAAAGGUGCGCUAUCUGCCGAUUAUCUGUCAAGUAAGAUUAAAUCAGCAAGAAUAUUGUCUCGGAAACAUCCUGAUUGUUUGGAAUAUUUUGUGGAAAACAGCUCAAGGAAAGAGAGAGAGAGAGAGAGAGAGAGAAAGAGAGAGAGAUAGACGCCGUCGUCUUCCAAGUUUUAUCCGAUUGUUUCGCACAAGCGAGUACGGAAAACUAGGAGGUUGAAUCGACCAAGCAAUGUUUUAUCAAGCCGCGUGCAAUUAACUGUUUGCCUCUUAAUCGCUCCUAAUUACUCGCAAUUACCCGUUGUAAUUAAGUAGGCUGAUGUCAUCGGCGGCCGAUGUAUCAGUGACUCGUCCCCUUCUCGAUCCACGAUCGCUGUCAGCACGGCCUGUUAAUAUUCGUUGUAGAAAAGUUACCGGUGAAUCGUGAGCACGCGCGCGUGCCACGAAGACGGCGGAGAAUCAUCGAGAGAAUUUGAAGCGCGCAAGUCGUGUCGGUGCAAUCGCAGCGCAAUCGAAAGGCACGAGGGCAAGACAAGAUAUAUAUUGUCGGAUCGGCAAAGAUCGGCACGGAAACCGCGACGGAAUUACACCGUGGCGGAGGUAAAAUAACGGAGCCGCUAGCUAAACUCGCGUCAGGACGACGUCCCAAAUACAUCAGUCACAGAUCACCUCAGAUUACGAGUCCCCGGGAUGCAAGGCUGACAUGGCGGAGGGUUCGGCCGAGGAGGAACAGAGCAGUACCGCUGCGCCCGCUUCCCCGCCAGCUGAUCUUCGCACUCUGAACACCCAAUUGUCGCCGCCUUAUCACCACCAGUCCCAUCUCCAGCCUCGUCUUCAGCAUCUGCAGCAUUCCAACAUGCUGGCGACCGCCGUACCGCCCCGGCACAGCCACAGUAUGCUGUCUCAUCAGGUGAAAGCGGAGGCAGAGCUGGACGCCCCCUGCGAUGUGCCAUUGAAUCUCAAGAGCGAGGAGAGCGACAGGAGUAGCGCGGGAAGUCCCGAGCCGGCGUCAGGUGGAGGUGGUUCACUUCACGAGCAACAUCAAAUGAUGAUAGAUGACAUAAAGAAUUCGCGAAAGAGACGACGGAGUCCGUCGCCCGAAAAUCUCCAUCAGGCGAAGCGCGCGGCGGUCGCGCAGGCUCAUCUAAACGGAACGAUGGCCGGAAUGGUGACACUUCAGAAUCUUCAGAAUCUAGCGAAUUUACAAAAUCUCCCGCAAGUCGCAUCGUUAGCCGCCGGUCUUCAGGGGAUGACAGCAGGACUGACUAACAAUCAAUUGAUCAAUACCCCUCUGAAUUUAACCGUCAGCUCGUCAGGCGGAACGGUACCAACAGCUUCGAGUACGACGGCAGCUUCCCACCUUCUGCCACCUAGUUCGGCUCCAAUGGCGACGUUACCUCAGCUAUUAUCUCAACCGCAACCGGUCGCGAUGCCUCAAUUCAUCCUAACGUCCGGUCAAUUGGUUCAGGGCAUUCAAGGGGCUCAGCUUCUUAUCCCCACUUCGCAAGGAAUCGCCACUCAGACCAUCUUGACCAUACCGGUGAGUCACGUCACGAACAAUCAGAUGGUGAAUCUGGCGCUCAGUAACGGACAGGUAGUUUCUACGACGCUGGCGAACCUUCAGUCUCUAGCUCAACCGCAAAACAUGCUUAACACGCCUACAAGCAACGUUCCCACGAGCCCCAGCCUGGCGUCGGGAUUAGGACUGAACCCCGCCGCUUUACCGCACCUUCUGAGCAAUAGUUCGGCGAGCCAGCAACUUCUGAACGCGAUGCAGCCUCAGCAACUGCUUCAGGCCGCCCAAGCGGCACAAGCGCAAGCGGCGCAAGCUGUACAGGCCGUUCAGGUCUCUCAGCAACCGCUUCUAACAACGUCGCCUCAACAGCACAGUCACCGACACACCUCGCACAUGAAUCACUACACGCCGACGGAAAAACAUCACAGGGAACGACCGGAGCAAUCGUCGCCAUUGAACGAAUCCGUGGUGUCCGCCGCGUCCGCUCUGAACCGAUUGGCCGCCAGCAACGGCGAGAUCACCAUCACGACGACGCACGGACCCGGCGGUACCGGAGUCAAGGCGUCCCCGAGCAGUAUGCACAGUCCGAAGGAGGAGGAGGACGAUCUCUUGAACGAUUCACCGAAUCAACCUACGAUCAAUGAGGCCACUAACAACGUAGUCGACGGGAUCAAUUUGGAUGAGAUCAAGGAAUUCGCGAAGGUGUUCAAGCUGCGCAGACUGUCUUUGGGUCUGACACAGACUCAGGUCGGGCAGGCCCUGAGCGUGACCGAAGGGCCCGCAUACAGCCAAAGUGCCAUAUGCAGUGCCCUGGCUACCCAGAUGUACGCUGCGUCGCAGAUUGCCUCUCAGCAGCAAGCUACAUUCGAAAAGCUGGACAUUACGCCGAAAAGCGCGCAGAAAAUUAAACCCGUGCUCGAGAGGUGGAUGAAGGAGGCCGAAGAGAGUGCAUCUGAUUCCAGGUACAAGAGCGGCGUUAAUCAUUUGACGGACUUCAUCGGGGUCGAGCCGAGCAAGAAGCGAAAACGAAGAACCUCCUUCACGCCGCAGGCUCUGGAAUUGCUGAACGCACACUUCGACAGGAAUACUCAUCCUACCGGUAACGAAAUCACAACUUUAGCGCAUCGACUGGGAUAUGACAGAGAAGUGAUAAGAAUCUGGUUCUGCAACAAAAGACAGGCUCUGAAGAACACGGUAAGGAUGAUGUCGAAGGGGGUUGUAUAGGGAAGGAGCACAUCCUCUACCGAUCAACAGCCGAGCAACAUAUGAGAACAGCUUCAAGCUACGAGCGAUGAGAAAGACGAUUCGUGACGUUCUUCUCCUCCAAAUCGCGCUUCUUCUCUAGUAUAAAUAAACAGAAUCGUGCGAGAACGACAUUUCCGUGUUAAAAAAAAAAAAAAAAAAAAAAAA